GUGAUCGCAGAGCCGGCUCGGAGGCGCCCUCUGCUCCAACAGACAGGGGCGACUUCGGGCUGGAUAUCCGUCAAAUUCUUACCUCGCCCUUACUCUGCUGGCAGGAUCAGAUUGCAUUUCUUUCAUUACUCUUCACUUCCCAGUUUGCUGAUCUCUUUAAAAGAAGCAGCAGAAAAGAUAAAUCCUCUCUUCAAUGCCUGGAAGGGAAAACAAAAUAACCUCAACGGCGCUUUGAAAAAAAUCUUUCCAAGAACUUUCUUCAGAGAUUUUACUCAGAUGAUCUAUACAAUGAAGAAAGAACAGAUUUGUUGGGCUUCUAUAUGUCUGCUGCUUGGUUGUGCGUCUGCUCCUCUUAAUGCUGCUCCUCAGGAAAGUGAAGAACAUACAAAUAUUACAGAUGCUGAGUUACCACCACUGAAACCUCUGCAUUCGUUUUGUGCGUUGAAAGCGGAUGAUGGCCCAUGCAGGGCAAUGAUCAAGAGAUUUUUUUUCAAUAUUCAUACUCAGCAGUGUGAAGAAUUUGUAUACGGGGGAUGUGAAGGCAAUCAGAAUCGAUUUGAAAGCCUGGAAGAGUGCAAAGAAAAGUGUAUAAGAGUUUAUCCAAAGAAAUCUAGAAAGACAGAAGGAACAUUGCAAAAAGAAAAGCCAGAUUUCUGCUUUUUGGAAGAAGAUGCUGGAAUCUGUCGAGGUUAUAUUACUAGGUAUUUCUAUAACAAUCAGUCAAAGCAGUGUGAACGUUUCAAGUAUGGUGGGUGCCUCGGCAAUCUGAACAACUUUGAUUCUUUGGAAGAAUGCAAGAACGCUUGCGAGGAUGCAUUGAAUGAUUUCCAGGUGGAUGAUCAUAGAACCCAGAUUAAUGCUGUGAAUAAUGACUCCUUGACUCCCCAGCCUACCAAGGUUCCCAACUUUUGGGUUACAAAAGAAAGAACAAAUGAUGGUUGGAAGAAUGCGGAUCAUACUUACCAAGUCUUUCUGAAUGCCUUCUUCAUUCAUGCAUCCAUGUUCAUUUUAGGAUUAGCCUCCAGGUCAAGGGAAACUGAUUGGAUGUCAUUCUGAAGACCAUCUGGGUGCUUGGAGCUCUCUCUCUUUCCUGACUGUAUUCAAUGUAUGAUCUAGUGGCUAGAUGCCAUAUAUACGUGAAAAAAAUGGGAAGAAAGGAAAAACAUAUAUAUACACACACACACAUGCAUACAUACACUUCUUUUUAAAAUUUUUUUGUUAUUAUUGGCCCUCUAAAGGAGGUGUUAUGCUGACAAAUUGCCCGAUUGUCAGCCAAACACCAUCCCUGAUAUAGUCAUUUACAGAUUUGCAAGAGAAUAUUGUUACCUAUUUGGCCUCUUGUUGAAGCUAUGAUUACAUAUAAAAGAAUAUCACAACCAUGGAAAUUUUCUGGAAAGAAAAUAUCCCCCAUCAACUAUAGAGUUACACACUUAGCAGCAUACCAUGGUUAAUCACUAGCACCAUCAACAAUUCUGAAAAACCCUAAUUCAUCAACAACCCACUUCCAUAGUCCCAAAGAAGUAUCCUGUUUUUCAUAAUGUAUUUUCAAACCAAGAAGCAUAGAACCUUCUCUGAUAGUCUAAAUACGCCUGCAUGGUGAAUCUGGUUCCUCAUAUGUUGAUUUUCUGACAAGCUGGCUUUCCAAAAAUAGAUAGCAAUUUGUAGAGAGAAUCCAUCAGACCUCCUACUUCCUGGCAGGAGAGCUGGUGAGAAACAAAAAUGUAGCACUUCAUUUCUGCCAAGAUUGCUGCCAUUCAAACAAGUCACCCUGGUGACCACAGACUGCUUUUGCUAAUCCCUUUCUUCCUGGACCAUCUCUGGUUUUAACAAGGAUGAAUUUUUUACGUCAGUUGUAAGAUUCCUCCAGGGAAGUGUUUCUAAAACUUGAAUAAUAUACAGAUACAUUUAAAAGAGAAAAAUCACAGACUUCCAAUUUGUAAGCCAAAUUAUUUUGAAUGACAUUAAUUUUACAUGAACAAGUAAAAUAGUAGGAAUAAACUAUGCAUGUGACUACUUGAAAACUAUAUCAAAACUUAUUCACAAAUGAAUACAAUACAAAAUACAAACUACUAAAUUAAUAAUAGUAAUUUGAUGGCACGUGCUUUUUGCUAAAGGUAAAAAUCUCUAUUAUAAUAUGAAUUUGGUAUUGACUGCUAAGGGCAAGUUAGGAAUGUGGUUGGAAUAGGAUAGAAAAACUGUGCUGCUCUAUGUCCUGUGUAAUUCUCUGACUGCCCUUUUGCUAUUUGAAUACUGGACAAUCUUUGCAGGAAUGAAUUUGAAAAGCAUUGGUGUAAAAUGUCUUGGUUAGGAAAAUCUCAACUCUAUCUUUCUAGGGACAGAGCAGAAUGAGGUUUCUAGUUGUCUAUCACAACCUAAUGCCAUUAAAUGGAUCUGGCUGGCCAGUACAAACAUGAUCACAGAGUGCAGAAAAACCUGGAACUUUGUAGAAUCAGUCCAUGUUGAACAUGGUAACCCAGUAAUUCUUGCCUUCAAAUGUUGGAGUACUGAAUACGGUUUGGCUCAGAACGGUUACUCCCAAGACUGUUUCCAGCUUCCUUGUUUGAUGACCUAUUUUGAUUAGAUCUUUGUCCUGUUCAGACUUGGUAAACUCUAACUCGAUGCAUGUAACUGAGGGAGGGAAGCGUCUAAGACAUUCUGAACCUGAGUUGCAAAGAAGAGAGAAUUUUGGGAUCAGAUAUAAAGGAGAAGAUGUGACAACUUUCUCUUUAUCUGAUAAUUAUUAAAAUAUCUUUGCUCAGUUAUUUUUAUUUUCCAGUUAAUUUUCAAAUGACAUAGCAUAGUGGUUAAGAGCAUUAGCUUUAUGAGCAGAAAGAUGUGGGUUUAAAUUCCACUUCUGCUGUUUGUCAACUCUCUCUGUGGCCUUGAAAAAAAUUACACAACUCUUAGCCUUGGGUUCCUCAUUUGUUAUAUGCGGAGAGUAAUAUCUCAGAAAAUUUUUGUGAAGAUUGUGAUGACAUAUAUAAAAUUCUUAACCCAGUGUUUAGUACUCAAUAAGAGCUCAAAAGUAUUAAUAUUUGAGGGUUUUUUAUGAUAUUUAUGAUGAUCACCGAUGUCAACAGAAGUUUACAGCAGGAAAAAAAUAAAUAAUCAUGGAAAUUAUUUGUAUACAUUUUAUUAGUGAUAAUUUUUUAGUGAAACUAAAGUCUGUAACCUUGAUCUGAAAUAUCCUCAUUUUAUACUUAAUACUAUGAUUACCUGAAAUAACAUAAAGCACUUGUAAAAUUCAAACAUAAUUAUAAACUACUAAUACAUGUUUUCUGUCUUUGGAUCUUAUUUCUAAACAGAAGACUUGCAAACCUGUUUCCAACUUUAUCUUAUGACCUGAGGUACAGAUGUGUUAUUCUUCUUAAUUUCAGUUCAGUUCAAUAAAUAUUGGGUGCCGCCUACAGAACAAGAAUUGUCAUGGACACUGGGAGUCUGGGAAGAAUAAAGAGGGUGUUGUUGUCCUUACAGGCAUGUCUGAAAUCAGGGAAGGAGAUAGACACAUAGAUGAUUUCAAUGGCUAUGUUACCUGCUCAGACACAGACCUGCACAAGUGUUAUGGCAGGAUGGAGUCAUGAUGUUGUACUUCCACUGAAGUACAGAAUUAAUCAUGAUAUUGUUCUUCCAUUGAAGUCAAAAUUAAAAUUUUCUGUCUUCUCAAAACCUGGGUUCUAUCUUCGAUCUAACAUCUUGGAUCUGUUUGCCUAGACGCUGGCUAAUCCAUGGGCAUAGUUCACAAUUUCAUCUUCAUUCAGGGAUUUUUCUAUGUAAAGCCACAAUGAAAGAAAGCCAUGCUAAAAUUACAACUUAUGAAACUAUCAUGACUAUAGUUUCUAUUAUAAUUAUGUUUCAUAAUAAAUUAAAAAAAUAUUGCAUCUUGUAAGUCAACUAGUCUAGAAAUAUUUCAAUUAUCCUCCCUCUAAGUGUCUGUCUCCCUUGCCCACAUUCAAUCUGGUGCUUAAUUUCAGCUAUUCCCACUGUAACUGCUUUAGUUAGGGAGUUAGGGUCACCUUAUAUUCGCCUCUAUUGCAAGUCUCCUAGUGGAUUCAACCAACCCAUGCCUGGUUGAGUUUGCUUCACGAAUCAAGAAAGAACAGAACUUGUGUCCUUCAUCCUUCAGUACUUUCAGUGGUGUAUUAAUGUCUACAUCAUAAAUCCAAAUAUAGUAGCAUUCAAAGACCUUCUUUAUUUGGCCUAAAUCUACUUUUCCAGCUUUGCAUCCCACUGGACUCUCCAUGCACUCUGUUCUUCAGAUAGCCCAGAGUUUGCAGAGUACCCCCACCCCAAAACCAGGAAUGUUCUGACCUUUGUGCUUUCCUUCACCCAUAGUUCCCUCUAUCUCCUCAGUGUAUCAAAAUCUCAUCCUUCCUUAAAAGCUGAUCAAGGGACUAAAUAAACUUUAAUUUUCACUUUUUACUAAAAUCGUAUAGAGUUUUCAACUUUGCAGAUAUGACAUGAAGAAAAGUUUUUCUAAAACAUUAUAAGACAUAAUUAUCAUAGAAUAAAUUAUACUCAUAAGUUUCAUGAUUGUCAAUUUUACCAUGGCUUUCUUUAUUGGUGGCUUUAUUUAGAAAAAAUCUCUGGAUGAAGAUAACUUUGUGAACUCUGCCCAUGGAUUAGGCAGUAUCUAGGCAAAGAAGUGCAACCCAAUAAAUAUCUACCCAAUUUCUCUUUUCCUUUUCAAUAUGUGGAGGCUUCCGUGCCUGGGCAAGGUUUCCUGCAGUCUGUUUCCACACGAUCUUUUAGUUUCCAGUGCCCUGGCAGCCUACCUUCUACAUUUCACACUCAGCAAAGUGGCCCAGUACACAUAGAAAAAAAAUGUUUCACGGCGCUCAUUUUCCCAUUCCCUGCUCUCUUUUCUCUUCUAUGGAAUGCCAGUUUCUGCUCACUUAACACCGCUUCUCCCUUGGUAGUGAAUGGAGACACAUGCUUUUCCAGUAGUACAGACUUAUUAUCUAUAUAUAGUACACUUACAGCUGAUAGUUUUACUUUCCAUUCCCAGUCAGAAACAGCUUCCAAUCUCUGGACUUUCUGCAUGACCCCAGGACACUGGGAUCACUCUAAAAAUAUUUUUACUAUAUAAUAUUAUUUCUAAUAUUUAUUAUGUAUUUUAUUAUAUAAUUUGAAUAUUAUAAUUGCAGACAAAUUGAAAAACAUAGAAAAGAAAGUCAGCCAUAUUUGCAUUACAUACAAUCACUGUCAACAUUCCUAGCGUAUCCUUUUAAUAUUUCUUUGCUAUUUUCGUUUUCCAACUCAUCAUGAAGUAAAUAAAAUAGAAG
Equus quagga is the source of this 5282-nucleotide messenger RNA. RefSeq names its product tissue factor pathway inhibitor-like. Gene Ontology annotation, biological process: negative regulation of peptidase activity. The record is from RefSeq and is a predicted model, not a curated record. Gene Ontology annotation, cellular component: extracellular region. Gene Ontology annotation, molecular function: serine-type endopeptidase inhibitor activity. The transcript has 8 exons. NCBI's taxonomy places the organism in Eukaryota, Metazoa, Chordata, Mammalia, Perissodactyla, Equidae. The coding region runs from base 277 to 1056 and encodes 259 amino acids.